Messenger RNA from Hippopotamus amphibius kiboko, 1874 nucleotides. It is a transcript of the gene CCDC71, whose product is annotated as coiled-coil domain containing 71. Lineage: Eukaryota; Metazoa; Chordata; Mammalia; Artiodactyla; Hippopotamidae. The coding region runs from base 128 to 1585 and encodes 485 amino acids. The record is from RefSeq and is a predicted model, not a curated record. The transcript has 2 exons.
GGUGCGCAGCGGGCGGCCAUGUUGGAGCAGCGGAGGCGGCGCAGAGGCGCGUCCUGGGUCCCCGCGGCGGCGCCGGUGCCAAGCGCUGGUUUGCGGAUACCCAGGCAGGUCUGCAGUGCCUAAUGCCAUGAGCGUGGUGGUGCAGCAUGCAGAGGAGAAAGCUGUGCACUCCUGGUCGCGGAUCUCCACGGCAGGGAAGAAGGCCCUGGAGGAAGCGCUGCUUGUCUUUAACCCCAUGAGCCAGGAUCUCAGUGCCACUGAGGCCCAGCUUGUGGCCUUCCUGCAGGGCCUGCGGGAUGAUGGCUUCCAACCUACCAUCCUGCGCAGCGGUGAUGUCUAUGGCUAUAGUUCAUGCACAGCCAAUCCCCCAAGCCAGACAAAGCUUCAAGCUCGUGCCCCCACCCCAGCUGCCACAUCACCUCCAGCCAGUGCUCCCCGAACUUCCAUGCGGCUGCCUGCAGGGCGGGCCACGCUGCUCCCCAUGCCACUGUCUGGCAGGCUGGCCAAAGCGUCCACACCAGCCCUCACCAAACAUGCCACCACCAACCUGCUACUGAGCUCCCUGAAGCAGUCAAGUGCCAGUCGUGCCCGGGGUGCGGCAGUGGGCUUUCCCACCCACCUCUAUCCGGGCGUCUACCCUGCCAUGCGGCUCUCUGUUGUCCUUGAGGCCCUGGUUCCACUCAAGACUCCUAUGCCCUGCUUGAGUGCCAAGCACAAGGCACAGUCACUGCAGCUCUCACUUGCAGACUCUCCCCUGAAGCUGCGGAAAGGUCCAGGGAAGAGGUUGGGGAAUUCCCGCCCCAAAGCACCCAGAAAAGCCACAAGCAAGGGCCCCAAGUGUCUGACUCGAAGAGGCCCCAGGGCUGGACCCCAACAAGGCACUGGGCCCCAGAGCAAGACCUACAAAGCCUCUGAGUCCCUUGGUGGCCCACAAAUGAAAGGUGGCUGUGCUCUGGGCACCAAAACAACCCAGGCCAAAGCUGCCCGUCCCCAGGCCAAGGUGGCUCGAACACAGGCCAAAACUGCCAAGGCCCGGGCAAAAGCCAAGGCAGCACGGAUCAAGGCCAAAGCCAAGGCAGCACAAAUCAGGGCCAAGGCCAAGGCCAAGGCAGCGCGGGCCAAGGCCAAGGCUAAGGCCAAGGCAGUGCGGGCCAGAGCCAAGGCCAAAGCAAUGCGGGCCAAGGCUAAGGCCAAGGCAGUGCGGGCCAGGGCUGAGGCCAAGGCAGUGCGGGCCAAGGCCAAGGUGGCUCGGACCCAGCCCACAGGCAGGGGCAGGCCAAAAGGGUCUGUUCAGUCCAGGACUGCAAGGAGGGGCCAGAAAAGCUGCCCUGAGACUGUGGGGCAGAAGAGGAAAAGGGCUGAGGAGGCAAAGGAUCUUCCUCCCGGGAAGAGAACACGGCUUGGACCCCGGUCCCCUAAGGUGUGGCUAGGACCUGGAACAGCAAAGCUGCUAAAAUUCUGGGCCAUCAAGGUGGAGAAGCAGUCCUCAGAUGAUGAGGUGCGGCAGCAGGCUCAGCAGAUCCUCCGUGUGAACCUUUCCCCUGUAAUACGACUCCAGCCAUUGUUGCCAUACUCAGCACCCUGAUUCCUUCACACAGCAAUGUUUGGGGGAACUAAGCCCAAUUGUCUGUGUGGCCAAUGGCACAGUGUGCAAUGCCCAUGGAUUCCACAACCCCAAGGACUCCGGGUGCCUCUCCAGGGCCCUGAGAGCCACCGGCCUCCUUUCAGAGACUGGAGGAUGUGGGGUGGGGUGGGGUGGGGUGGGGUGGGGUGGGCGGGUGGGAGGGGUUGGUCUCAUGGCGCAAUGCACUGUGACUUGUUACUUUUCAAGUUGUAUGUCCACUGUUCCAUCUAUCACGUUUUAUACCUUUCCA